Molecule: messenger RNA, 1125 nt
Organism: Macadamia integrifolia
Lineage: Eukaryota; Viridiplantae; Streptophyta; Magnoliopsida; Proteales; Proteaceae
Product: protein MIZU-KUSSEI 1
Exons: 1
Coding region: 191-919 (242 amino acids)
Biological process (GO): hydrotropism
Source: RefSeq, a predicted model, not a curated record
UAUCAAAAAUAAAUAAAUAAAUUACUCUAUAUAUACACUAAGCCCACUGUAGAGUCAACUCCAAAAACUUCGAACUCGAAUUUGAACUCCCUGGCCUUCGUGCCUAACUUCUCUAGUCUUCGAGGAAGAAACAAAGAAACAUUCCUAGUUCUUCUUCUUCUCUCUCUCUCUCUCUCUCUCUCUCCAGAGGAUGGCGAAGAUCGACUUUCUCCGUCGAUUAAUCUGCCCGUGCUUCUCCCCAAGCCGUACCGCCACCGCCGUCGCCGCCCCCACCACCACCAAGAAACGCAUGAGCGCGUCCCUGAGAGAUGACAUUCAAGAAGAUCAAGACAAGUCAACAACCACCAGAGACUCAUCAUCUGAAGAAGAAAGCAUCAACAACGAUAAUCAUCAUCACAGUCAUCAAUUAUUACCUCCAAGACCGUCAAAAUCAAUGGUGAUAGGCACCAUCUACGGCCACCGCCACGGGCGUGUGUUGUUUUGCAUCCAACACGACCGUCUCAGUUCCAGACCUUCUCUCCUUCUGGAACUUUCCAUGACAACCCACCUUCUUGUCAAGGAAAUGCAAUGUGGAGUCCUUCGGAUAGCCCUCAAAUGCGGUCGACUCGACAUGAGAACCUCACCAUUGUACUCCAUACCUCUAUGGACCAUGUACUGUAAUGGGCGUAAGGUUGGUUUCGCUGUUCAAAGGAGGGCAAAGGAUAAGGACCGUCUGAUCUUGAAGACGAUCCAGUUAGUAUCCUUUGGGGCUGGAGUCAUUCCCAGUGAGAAAAAGGAAGAAGAUGAUGAUAAUGGGGAAGUCAUGUACAUGAGAGCGAGUUACGAGCGAGUUGUGGGGAGCUCCGAUUCGGAGUCGUUUCAUCUACUCAACCCGGUUGAGUGCUCUGAUCAGGAACUCAGUAUCUUCUUGAUCAGGUAGCUAACUAUCUUGAAAUGGGUCCUUGUCUAAAUUUUUUAAGGUUUAAUUCUAUUGGGAUUCUUCUCAUGUUUACAUUUGGGAAGGGUUAAGGAGUCAGGAGGGCAAGGACAGUAGUAUUGAUUUUCUGAAAAUUUUUAUCGAGUUUCCCAUUCUUUCGGUGUAAGCUGUAAAGAGAUAUAUUAAAUGCAAAGCAUCUUUCAGCGCAA